Molecule: messenger RNA, 1262 nt
Organism: Daldinia loculata
Lineage: Eukaryota; Fungi; Ascomycota; Sordariomycetes; Xylariales; Hypoxylaceae
Product: ubiquinone biosynthesis protein COQ9
Exons: 2
Coding region: 166-951 (261 amino acids)
Biological process (GO): ubiquinone biosynthetic process
Cellular component (GO): mitochondrial inner membrane
Molecular function (GO): lipid binding
Source: RefSeq, a predicted model, not a curated record
AGCUGGAGCCGGAGCGAUUUAACAAAUCUCGUCUCUACAUAGUAAAAAAGAUCGUCACUUACAUCCGAGCUUCACGAUCUGACUUCUAGUCCAUUGGGUCAAAUUAGCCAACCAAUUGAAACAUAUAAACUCGGCUAGCAUACCUUAGAGAUUAGAGAUUAAACCAUGGCCCCAUCACGGGCCCCAACACGCCUGGCAACAACCCUCCUACGCCAAACCACCCGCACCCGCACCCGCACUACUACCCCCAUCCUCCCCCGCCACUACCACUCCUACGACCACCCACCACCCCCCAGCACCUUCAGCACCGCCGAGCGCGCCAUCCUCUCCUCCGCCUACAAGCACGUCCCCGAGCACGGCUUCACCCAGCACGCCCUAGCCCUCGGCGCCCGCGACGCCGGGUACCCGGACAUCAGCACGAACGUCGUGCCCGAGGGACCGUAUAGCCUGAUCCGGUACCACCUAGUAACAAAACGGGAGGCGCUGGCGCCGUGGGCCAAGGCCAUUUUCGGUAGCGAGGGGGAGCAAGGGGAGUUGUUGAAGGUGCCCGAGAAGGUGGAGAGAUUGACGUGGGAGAGAUUGGUAUCGAAUUCGGAGGUUAAUCAUCGGUGGCAGGAGGCCCUAGCCCUAAUGGCCCAACCCUCCCACAUCCCCUCCUCCCUCCACGAACUCGCCCUCCUCGCCGACGAGAUCUACUUCCUCUCCGGCGACACAUCAGUCGACCCAUCCUGGUACACGAAGCGCGGCACUCUCUCCGUCAUCUACGCCUCGUCCGAGCUAUUCAUGACCAACGACCGGUCCCCGGGGUACGGCGAGACGCGGGCCUUUUUACAGCGGCGCCUCGACGAGACGAGCACCGUGGGCGGUGCCCUAGGCAGCGUCGCCCAGUGGGUUGGGUUUACGGCGUCUGCGGGUGUGAAUGUGUUGAGGAGUAAGGGUGUUAGAAUAUAAGAUAAGUUGGGAUAACUAAGUUGAGUUGAGGAAGUCUGAGUAUUUCCGGGCGGGCUUACUAGCCUGUGGGAGGGCAGAAGUCUGAAGGCGUACUCGAUAGAGAAACCCGGUAUGUAUUCUACAUAAUUACUAUUGGUAACGGUUACAGGCAGGUGGCGUCUACAAAAUGAGAUCAAGACUACAGCGGUAGUCAAGUCGCAGAUAUAUGCGUAAUCUAUAUUGAACAGCUCGGCUCUAUUUGUACAAUAUACUCGAAAAGGCAAUGAAGCCAACACUAGUUUACGUCCGGACCUUUACUUUUUUCCUUCCCU